Aspergillus costaricaensis CBS 115574 is the source of this 261-nucleotide messenger RNA. RefSeq lists its product as uncharacterized. The transcript has a single exon. NCBI's taxonomy places the organism in Eukaryota, Fungi, Ascomycota, Eurotiomycetes, Eurotiales, Aspergillaceae. The annotation marks the transcript as partial. The record is from RefSeq and is a predicted model, not a curated record.
GGACCGUUCUCGGACUGGCAGGAAUACUCCACCGUUGAGCGGAUUUCUGCCGACAGCCAUGGCUGGUUGAGUGGAGCUAUCCGAGCGAUGUCGGCAAACCGGCCAACUAGGCGCAGGGACCACCGCAGGGCGGGUGGAUUUCAGAGAGAAGAAACGACCCGCGAGCACGAAAAUAUUCGGAAGGUUGAAUGCUCACCCGCAAACGGAUCUAUUGUCCCGACCGAUCCUUUUGAAAUGGGUGAUCAGAUCAAUCGGACUUGA